Macadamia integrifolia is the source of this 828-nucleotide messenger RNA. RefSeq lists its product as uncharacterized. Lineage: Eukaryota; Viridiplantae; Streptophyta; Magnoliopsida; Proteales; Proteaceae. The record is from RefSeq and is a predicted model, not a curated record. The transcript has 2 exons. Bases 1 to 828 code for a protein of 275 amino acids. Gene Ontology annotation, molecular function: ATP binding; ATP-dependent protein folding chaperone.
AUGGAUGCCGAAGAAAUGCUGCAGCUUUUCGACUCUUGUUGGUGGUUUGGGGAUGAAAUUUCCACAGAAAAGCAACCUUCAGCGUCUCCUGCGACGGACCCAGUUCAUGAAAUCCAAAGCAAAACCCCAAAGCCUGCCAUCUCUCGUCUUCCCACGCUUCUUGUUCGAUCCCGAAGUGACGAUUUGAGCUUUCAAAGAAGCUUCAAAUCAGAUUCUCCUUCCCCGAAGUCAGUUAUCCUCGUGCCGAAACUCCAACCGAUUCUUUCAGGCAAAGAAGUUGUAGAAGUUGCAGAAAGCAACACGAAACAAGAAAAUAUCGAGAAACCUGUCAAGAGAAAAAGGGACUUGAGAUGGAGAAGCAGCAGUAAGAGCUUAUCAGACCUGGAAUUUGAAGAGCUAAAAGGGUUCAUGGAUCUGGGUUUUGUCUUCUCUGAAGAAGAUAAGGAUUCAAGUUUGGUUUCUAUCAUUCCUGGGUUGCAGAGAUUGGGGAAGAAAUCGGAUGAAAUGGAGACUAUCAUUGACGAAUCUAAAAUUCCAAGACCUUAUCUUUCUGAAGCUUGGGAUCUGCUUGAUCGAAGAAUGGAAAAGAACCCAUUAAUGAAUUGGAGAAUUCCUGCUUCAGUGAGCUUUCUUUCCGGAAACGAUGAGUGCGUUAUUGCUGCAGCGAAGCAGCGGGGCAUUGAUGUUUUGCUGAAUGAGGAACCGAAUCGUGAAACACCGUCUAUUGUCUCAUUUGGUGAGAAACAACGGUUCCAGGGUUCCGCUGGCUCUGCUUCUGCAACCAUGAAUCCAAAAUCCACAAAUCUCUCAGCUAAAGAGGUUGAUUAG